Hyposmocoma kahamanoa is the source of this 2071-nucleotide messenger RNA. Its product is annotated as TBC1 domain family member 19. Lineage: Eukaryota; Metazoa; Arthropoda; Insecta; Lepidoptera; Cosmopterigidae. The record is from RefSeq and is a predicted model, not a curated record. Bases 1 to 1548 code for a protein of 515 amino acids. The transcript is spliced from 11 exons.
AUGGAAGGUAUUAAAGAAGACGCCAUACACCACACUGCUCUCAAACUCGCAGAAGAAAUAAAAAAUUUAUCAAUUUACAAAUCCUUUUACAGUGACGUUCAGAAAAUGGUAUGUUCGCCAAACGUAAAGAAGGAGGAUUUCAAACAGACGUUACAACAGGCUAUGAAAGAAAAGGGACUCGACACAAAAUUAAGGAACACAGUGUUUCAUUGGGUGCGCACGCAAACAAAACAAAACGAUCCCAUUGCAUGUUUAACAAAAGCAAGUGCCCAAUGGGAGAAACGCAUACAUAAAUCUCUCAACUCGAUGUGCUCUGACCUCGAGACCUCAUUGGCCAAGAUAAGGCCCCAGAGUGAGAAGGAAGAACUAGCAGAAAAGUGGAAUGAACUUAGCACUUACAAUUUAGAUUUAUCAAAAUACAGACCAGUAUACGCACCAAAAGAUUUUCUGGAAGUACUGUUAACAUUAUCUGGAUACAUACCAUACACACGAGAAGAUGAACCUAAAUGGGAGUUCGCGCAUUUACCUUUACAAGUUAAGACAUUAGAUCAUUUGCGCAAAGUAUUCACAGAAUGGGCGAAUGGAGAACCGUUACUAGGUGUCAACCCCAAUAUGCCGAGCACAGUCACUGCAUUCGCGUCAUUAGAAGUUGAACGUAUAGGCUUGGGGGAAAGAGUGGCAACGUUGGGGUACGCUCCUGUCAUACAGGAGUUUUUGAAGAAGGGAUGCCCGCAGUGCUUGAGAGCGAAACUUUGGGCGCAAGUUUUGGGUGCUGAUGUCAAGAAUCACCAAGUAGCGUACUUCAACCAGUUAAAGAAAAGUGUAUUAGAAGUGGACCUGAUGAUCGACAAACUGAUAUUCAAAGACGUGCAGUUAACAGCUUCCAAUGAUGAUCAGUACUUCGUUUUUGAGGACCUUUUGUAUCAGGUGAUGCUCUGCUUUUCCCGCGACUGCGAUGUAAUGCAUCAGCUCAAAGGCAACAUCGGCAACCCUCUCACGGUCACCAUUAAGGGCAAGCAGCCCUCACCCGAAAGCGUCAACGUCUUCCCGCCCAGUGGUAUCAUCCCAUUUCACGGAUUCACUAUGUAUGCCACUCCAUUUUGCUACUUGUAUGAUGAUCCAGUACAACUGUACUACACAUUCCGGGCGUUCUACAUCCGUUAUUGGCACAGACUGCAUUAUAUUUCUACACAUCCACAGGGUAUAGUGUCACUAUGUCUACUAUAUGAAAGAUUACUUGAAGCUAAUGAACCACUGCUCUGGAUACAUUUUCGGAAUAUCAAUAUAAAUCCAAUCAGAGUGGUGUUCAAAUGGCUAAUGCGAGCGUUUAGUGGUCAUUUACCACCGGACCAGCUUCUUUUACUUUGGGAUGCCAUACUGGGCUACGAUUGUCUUGAAAUCCUUCCAUUAUUAGCACUGGCAAUACUGAGCUUCAGAAAAGAAAACAUCUUCCAAGUCAAUACGAUACAAAACGUCGACGCAGUGUUAGCAGAUUUAUCUACUAUUUCAGUUAUACCUCUAUUGCAACUGGCUUUGAUGAAACCUUAGGUAAAAAUUCAAUCUGUACAAAUGUUAAUGCAAUGUUUGCAAUCUUUACCGGCUACACUAAAGUUAAUUUGUAAAUAGAAAUUGUUCAUUUUAUGAAGAUUUCACGUAUUCAUUCAGUUUAAAGUUUCGAUAUUUAAAGAAAGAAAACUGUUUAUUACACUAGCACAGACACGCAUAUAAACAAAAAAAAAAGAUAUUUACUAAUUACUACCUACGUAAUAAGAAUUUUUGAACAAAAAUAGUUUUGUCUAUGAUCGAAAUAUCUGUAGACCACGACCCCCUACUCAAAACUACCUCAAUCCAUCCUCGCCUGCUAAGUAACCUGGUAAAUCACAAUAACAAAUACAUCGUCUGAGAUAUUUUGGGAGUUUGAAAAUAUACUCCUGGACACAAUUCGAGUCACCUUGCAUUUUCAAUAUUAAAUGCCCUUAGCUUAAACAAUGCUUGAUUGAUUAAGAACUAUUAUGCAAUUUUGAAAUAGUGGUAUGCUAAACGUCAUUUCCUUAAGACCUUAUUGAAAAUU